Lethenteron reissneri (Far Eastern brook lamprey) is the source of this 672-nucleotide messenger RNA. Its product is annotated as histone H4. Gene Ontology annotation, cellular component: nucleosome. Lineage: Eukaryota; Metazoa; Chordata; Hyperoartia; Petromyzontiformes; Petromyzontidae. The record is from RefSeq and is a predicted model, not a curated record. Gene Ontology annotation, molecular function: protein heterodimerization activity; DNA binding; structural constituent of chromatin.
UCCACGUGCAAUCUUGCAACAGAUCGCGUUCCUCUGGCGUUCGCUGCGGGUGUGCCAAUAUCAUUCCAGAGUGCUUCGAAGAAGGGCCAUUGCCCAAAACGUCGCAUAUUAUACAUGUCAAGGAAGUGUUAUUGACGACGGUGGAGGGUUUUCUUCGUCGCAGAGGUUAAAGGUGGAAGGUUUAAGGCGGAGCCAUCGCGGAGGGCAGGGGUGGUCGGUGACGUCGCCACGCUUCGGGUAUAAAGGCGGCUGCUGCUGCAAGCUGAGCGCGCAGUCUCUCGCGAGGAGCUUUGUCACAAGUAGUCGCAAUGUCUGGACGCGGUAAAGGCGGUAAGGGGCUCGGCAAGGGAGGCGCAAAACGCCAUCGCAAGGUGCUGCGCGACAACAUCCAGGGCAUCACCAAGCCCGCCAUCCGCCGCCUCGCUCGCCGCGGCGGUGUGAAGCGCAUCUCGGGCCUCAUCUACGAGGAGACCCGCGGCGUCCUGAAGGUCUUCCUUGAGAACGUCAUCCGCGACGCCGUCACCUACACGGAGCACGCCAAGCGCAAGACCGUCACCGCCAUGGACGUGGUCUACGCCCUCAAGCGCCAGGGCCGCACUCUCUACGGCUUCGGAGGCUGAGCGCCCAUCUCUCGCACACUAAGCCAACCCAAAGGCUCUUUUCAGAGCCACC